Messenger RNA from Ceutorhynchus assimilis (cabbage seed weevil), 3249 nucleotides. NCBI's taxonomy places the organism in Eukaryota, Metazoa, Arthropoda, Insecta, Coleoptera, Curculionidae. The record is from the annotation of a GenBank genome assembly.
AUGGAAUAUCCUCUACAAGAUUUCGAUGUAGAGGAAGAAACCGAUUUUCUUCUGGGCCAUCCCAGUCAUGGAAAUAGCUAUUAUGAAAUGGACGUGCAUUCUGCGAAAAACAACAGGAAUCCUGUGAGGAGAAGGAGUUUGGGUAGCGUUCUCUGCAGUUGUUGGUGUAACAUAUUCAAAAGAUGUUGUGGCCCCAAGGAACUACGUUCCCGCACCAUCAACCUGGGCAAAAUAACCCCAGGUCAAUUCCCGGCCAACGCCAUCCGGAACCAAAAGUACAACAUCAUCACCUUCCUGCCGAUGGUGCUCUAUCAGCAGUUCAAGUUUUUCUUGAACUUGUACUUUUUAAUCAUGGCCACUAGUCAGUUUGUGCCCGACAUCCGUAUCGGUUACCUGUACACUUACUGGGGACCUUUAUGUUUUGUCUUGUUCAUUACGAUUUGUCGCGAAGCCAUUGACGAUUUGCGACGACACAAACGAGAUCAGGAGGUCAACAAUCAAAAGUGCAAGCGGUUACUGAACGAUCGGAAUAAGCCGUUUGAAAUAGUGGCUGCACAUAAGUUGAAGGUGGGCGAUUUGAUUAUUGUGGAUAAAGAUGAGCGCGUGCCUGCGGAUUUGGUUUUGUUGAGGACCUCAGAAAAUAGCGGUACUGUUUUUGUACGAACUGAUCAGCUGGAUGGUGAAACCGAUUGGAAAUUACGGUUGGCGGUGCCAGUUACCCAAAAAUUAGGAAACGAUCAUCAGCUGUUUGAAAUCAGUGCUAGCAUUUAUGCGGAGAAGCCACAAAAGGAUAUCCAUUCGUUUAUUGGAACAUUUAGCAGACUCGAUUCAGUCAACACUGACGAAAGUUUGGAUUUGGAAAACACGCUAUGGACCAAUUGCGUUAUAGCAUCAGGACAAGCUACUGGAGUUGUCAUUUAUACAGGUCCCGAAACACGAUCGGUAAUGAACAACUCCCAGCCCAGAUCCAAAGUGGGCCUGCUAGAUAUUGAAGUCAACACUAUAACUAAACUUUUAUUCGUCGCCGUUAUGGCCCUGGCCUUUUUGAUGAUCGUCCUCAAAGGAUUUAGCGGGCCCUGGUACCGAUACCUGUUCAGAUUUGUUUUGUUGUUCUCUUAUAUUAUUCCAAUCAGUUUAAGAGUCAAUCUUGACAUGGGAAAGUCAUACUACUCAUGGUCAAUAGGCAAAGAUCCUCACAUGAAAGGUACCGCGGUGCGGUGUACCACAAUUCCGGAAGAACUAGGCAGAAUUUCCUAUUUACUCUCAGACAAAACAGGAACUCUGACGCAAAACUCGAUGGUUUUGAAACGAUUGCACCUUGGCUCUGGCUGUUACGCAGGAGACAGUUUCCAAGAAGUUGGUGCAGUGUUAAGGUCGGCCUACAACCAGAACGAGAGUCCGGCAAGAAAAAACGCGGUACCAACUAAAUUCAAACACUCUGAAACCACUCGAGUCAAAGACGCGGUUCAAGCCUUAGCUCUCUGUCACAACGUUACUCCUACUUAUGAAAAUGACAUUAACGAUUCCGGUUCGAUAACUUCUGAGGCUGAAGCGGAUCAGCAUCUACAAGCACCUACGCUGGAAGUGACUUAUCAAGCUUCCAGCCCUGAUGAAGUGGCUUUGGUGCAUUGGACUCAAGAAGUAGGUUUAACCUUAUUCCGUCGAGAUAAAACUUCUAUGCAAUUAAAGGCACCUGAUGGGAGGCUCAUGAAUUAUGCCAUUUUGCAAAUAUUUCCUUUUACCAGUGAAACUAAGAGGAUGGGGAUAAUAAUAAAGGACUUGACUUCAGGUGAAAUUAUGUUUUACCUUAAAGGAGCUGAUGUGGUUAUGACUGGUAUUGUCCAGUACACUGACUGGCUAGAAGAAGAAGUUGGUAAUAUGGCCAGGGAUGGUCUUAGGACACUAGUUGUAGCCAAAAAGUUGAUCACAGAAGAACAAUAUUUGGAUUUUGAGACUCGAUACAAUGCGGCUAGAUUGUCAACCAUAGACAGAGUUUCUAGGGUAGCUCAAGUGGUUGAGUCUUUGGAGAGGGAGAUGGAGCUUUUGUGCAUUACUGGAGUAGAAGACAAGCUACAGGACAACGUCAGAACUACAUUGGAAGUAUUGAGAAAUGCUGGCAUUAAAAUUUGGAUGCUUACAGGCGAUAAAUUGGAGACUGCAACGUGCAUAGCGAAAAGUUCCCGGCUAGUUUCUAGAACUCAAGGUUUGCAUGUAUUCAAGAAGGUUGUGACUAGAACGGAUGCGCAUCUCGAACUAAACUCCUACCGGAAAAAGCAGGAUUGCGCCUUAGUGAUAAGUGGUGAAAGUUUGGAAGUUUGUCUGUCUUACUAUCAGCAGGAAUUUAUGGAGUUGGCUACGGCAGCUCCGGCUGUAGUUUGUUGUAGAUGUUCGCCUACGCAAAAGGCUCAAGUGGUCCAAUUAAUCCAACAACAUACAGGAAAACGUACAGCGGCUGUAGGCGACGGUGGUAACGACGUCAGCAUGAUCCAACAAGCCGACGCUGGUAUCGGUAUAGAAGGCCGUGAAGGCAAACAAGCUAGUUUAGCUGGUGAUUUCAGCAUCCCUCAAUUUUCUCAUUUGGCCCGGCUUCUGCUGGUCCACGGCAGAAGAUCGUACAAACGGUCAGCCUCUCUGUCUCAAUUCGUCAUCCACCGAGGCCUUAUUAUUUCUACAAUGCAAGCAGUGUUUAGCAGCGUAUUUUAUCUCAGCUCGGUGGCGCUGUAUCAAGGAUUUUUAAUGGUGGGCUAUGCCACUGUUUACACCAUGUUUCCGGUGUUCAGUUUGGUGCUAGAUCAGGACGUGAGUCCCGAAAUUGCUCUCACCUAUCCGGAACUGUACAAGGAUCUGGCCAAGGGCAGGAGUUUGUCUUACAAGACCUUUUUUAUUUGGGUUUUGGUGUCUAUUUAUCAAGGUGGUGUAAUAAUGUACGGUGCUCUAUUAUUAUUCGAAGACGAAUUUAUUCACAUAGUAGCCAUUAGUUUUACCUCACUGAUCCUGACCGAAUUAAUAAUGGUGGCUUUGAACAUCCGCACUUGGCACUGCUUGAUGAUUUUGGCCGAAUUUUUCUCGUUGGCGCUUUACGGCUUGUCGCUAAUCGUUUUACACGAUUACUUUGACGCCGAAUUCAUAAAAACGCUGGAUUUCUUGUGGAAAGUAACUGCAAUCACGUUGAUAUCGUGCUUGCCGCUUUACAUUUUGAAGUUUUUAAGGAAAAAGUUUUCACCUCCGAGCUAUACUAAAUUGUCUUAG